Molecule: messenger RNA, 1448 nt
Organism: Cladocopium goreaui
Lineage: Eukaryota; Dinophyceae; Suessiales; Symbiodiniaceae
Source: the annotation of a GenBank genome assembly
AAAAUGUCGGCCAUGGAUCUCUCGUCGGCAGCCUUCCCUGUCAACACACCAAAAUUUUGGGGCGAUGAAAAGGAAUUGGUGGCAAAUUGCAUAGAAACUGGAUGGAUUUCAUCUGAAGGUCCAGCUGUGAAAAAAUUUGAAGCGAAACUUGCUUCAAAAUGUGGCCGGAGGCAUGCGAUUGCUUGCGCCAACGGCACUGCUGCCUUGGACAUCGCCGUGAAGGCAUUGCAAUUGGGCAAAGGAGAUGAGGUGAUUCUCCCAAGCUUCUGCAUCAUCUCAGUGAUCACUCAGGUUGUAAGGGGCGGUUCCGUGCCAGUGUUGGUUGACUCUGAUUCGACCUUCAACAUGGAUGUUGCUCAGAUCCGUGAGAGGCUGACUCCCAGGACAAAGGCAAUCAUUUGUGUCCAUACCUACCAUUUCCCAGUGGACAUGGAGCCAGUCCUUGCUUUGGUCAAGGAACGUGGCAUCAAAGUGAUCGAAGAUGCAGCUGAAAUGAUAGGGCAGACAUGUCUUGGAAGACCUUGUGGUUCCUUUGGAGACAUCAGCACCAUGAGCUUCUACCCCAACAAGCACAUCACCACAGGUGAAGGUGGGAUGGUUCUGUGCGAUGCCCCUGAUCUGGCUGAAAGGUGCCAACAACUUCGUAACUUGUGCUUUGAUCCGAAGAAGCGGCGUUUUGUGCAUGAGGAGCUGGGAUGGAACUAUCGCAUGACCAAUCUGCAGGCUGCUCUGGGUCUUGGCCAGCUAUCUCAUUUGGAAGAAGCUGUUUCUCGGAAGCGGGAGAUUGGACGUCUCUACACAAAGUUGCUGGAGGGCUGUCCUGGUCUCAUUUUGCCUCCUGACAAGAACCAGAAGUCUGAGAGCAAUAUCUACUGGGUCUAUGGUGUAGAGGUGGCCCCAUCCGUGUCGUGCGAUGCAGACGCAGUCAUGAAGCGGUUGGCUGCAGCGAAAGUGGGAACCAGGCCUUUCUUUUGGCCCAUGCAUGAGCAGCCGGUGUUUGAACCGAUGGGUUUCUUCAAAGGUCAAAGCUUCCCUGUCGCUGAGCGGAUUGCCAGACGUGGUUUCUACAUACCCAGUGGCCUUGCACUUGAAGAUCAUGAAGUGGAAGAGGUGGCGAGAAGAAUCAGAAAGGUGGGUUCAUGCCCCGUCCAGUGAGGGAUGAAACUUGAUGAAACCAGACUGCAGACUGCCAGCUAUUCCUUGCACAGGUCAUGGAAGAAAUUGUUUCAGUCCCUGGCUCAAAGAUGCCCAGCAUAUGUGUCACUUUGCAGUAGCUCUGUGUAUUCACGUGUCACUGCAUUUGAGGCUGAUGGUGGCUACUCGAAAUGAAGCUGCCUAGGAAUUCUCGAUGAAGUCAGUUUGAGGCUGUAUUUACAGUUUUGCUUAGUGUCCUUGCUGUUUCGCAAGGAGUCAGGAAGUUAGAGAGAUGGGAAUGAGCAUUGAUUUGG